Molecule: messenger RNA, 7910 nt
Organism: Sabethes cyaneus
Lineage: Eukaryota; Metazoa; Arthropoda; Insecta; Diptera; Culicidae
Gene: ocm
Exons: 7
Coding region: 171-7484 (2437 amino acids)
Source: RefSeq, a predicted model, not a curated record
GAUCGAGUGUUUGCGCAUUUGAAUAGAUACAUAAUUUCCCAUGAAUGCGUGGUUAAGUCGGGUUUAGUGUAAUAUUUUGUGCUUUAUCUACAUCAAACUAUCGGCUUCGUAGCCGGUGAUCAGCAACCAUUCCAACACCCAACAGUAAUGAACCCCUAGAAGUGGAUUGCAUGGGUGCAGCAAAGCAGAACAACCCCACCGUGCGAUCUCAUUUUAUACCAGCCGCCAAACGUGCUCUGUACCACCGUCUGCUACUGAAGCACCUUCGAAUAGCUGUUCCCAUCGUAAAACAGAUACCAGCCGGUUUACCAAAUAACGGACGCUGGAAGCUGCGGAAUCUCUACUACCGUCUGAUGCACAAAGGUUUUCUUGCGCAGCGGUUAAAUGCUCACCAUCGGGGAUUCUGCCUAAUAUUGAAUAAGCGUUUCGGAAUUCCACGACAGCAAGGAACUAUUCCUAGUUAUUUUCGAAAGUGCAUAAUCAGGCAAAGGCGUUUGGAAAAAUAUGCAAAAGCAGAUCAAGAAGAAGUAAAGCUUCCACAAAUCGACCAUUAUAUCAGCAGUGACGACUGUGUAUUGGUUGAUGAGGAAGAUCAACCAAGGCGAAAGAUAAAGAAGCAGGUAGAGAUUCCAGAUCCAACAAAAUUCUCAAUUCUAAAACAAGAGAUCAAAGAGUACUGUGAGGUGCAGGAGAAAAUACAGUUUAUGCUUUCAAUGUUGCGAUCUCGGAUCAAAGAGUUAGAAUAUGAUGAUGCCGCGGACGAACAAGCAGCAGUCGAAGAACCGGUGGUAUCGACGAUAAAAUGUGAAGAACCUGAACUUGAUACUGCGGAGCUGGAAUCCAUAGCAGAGAAGUAUUAUGAUAAUUCCGACAAUGAAGACACUAAAGAAGGAGUUGUCGGAAAAGGUGUGUUUAAUGAUGAUUCUAUUGAUGUGGAAGAAGCAGAAUCUAAGCCAGAAAUUCUUUUUGUUGAUGCAAAUGUUUUUCAAGAUGACAGCUGCGACGAAAAAAAGAUGGCGCAGACAGAUUCGAAGGAAAACUUGAUACCAUUGAAAAGCCUUAAAGAUAUCUCCAAAACAGAUCUACUUGAUCCAACGUUUAGUACAAUAAAGCUGGAACCCGUGGAGAAAAAGAACUCUGUUGUUGAUUCGUUGUUCAGCAAGUUUAAUUUAAAGCUCCCAGAUUCCCCAGCAAAAGCAAGUGUCAACCCACCAACAGAUGAAGACGAGUCAAUGAUAGGUCGACUACGGGAUCGCAGUAAGAUUGCUUACAAACCACGCUAUGUGGAUGACGAUGAACCGAAAAAAAUCCGCCCAUCAAAGAUUUUUGAUAAGAUCCAUAAAAGUCUUAACUUAGAGUUAGAUAAUACGAAUUCCAAUUCAUCAACGGAAUUUUACGGGUUCGAUGAGGGUGAGGUGGUUAAGCUUGACAAACCCAGCGUGCCAGGUCUACUACCGACGCCAAUAGUAAAAAAAUCUCGACCUGAUGCACCGUUUCUAGCACAUGGUACCAGUUUUGAGGAUAUUAAAAUAGAAAACCGAGAUGAUCUGUUCCGAGAAGAAGGUCUGAUUUCGUUUGGCUCCCUGCCGCCACGGCUAAAAUGUCCCCGGCGACCGGAUGAUAUGGUUAGACCGAGGACUGUAGCUCAAAAGCGUAUACUGCUGCAGAAAAAGAAUGACGUUCGCUACCUCAUGAUCGAUAACGAGUCUAAAAUUUUUCACGAACUGGAAAAACGAAGCAAGAACAUCGACGCCGAGCUGGACUUUGAACGCAUGUUAGAGUUGCAAAACCAAAACAUCCCCUUUACUCGUGAUACGUGGCGAGCACUUGCUUGGCUGAGAACCGAAAAAGGAAAAUAUUUCUUCCAAACGCUACGUGUUGACAACCAUUCCAUUAAACUGAGCGGAUGCAAAGGCAAUCACAUCAGCAAACGAUACGGGAAAAAGCAGUUUUCCGUUCCAUCGACAAUUUCUCGAAAACUGCUGUGUCGAUGUCCGGAAAUACCAGAGAACUUUCUCCAGGAUCUCAGUCCAAUUAUGCAACCAUUAUCUGAAGUUAAACUUGAACAAGAAGACAUUGAAGCGGUGGGUUUUGAACCGGAUAAAAAGCUACUCUGCAGUAACACCACCAGUCGAGUAACGUCCAACAUAAGACCAGGUCCUCUUUCAUCCAAACUGAAGUACAACCAGGAACCUAGAAAGAUAACCGAAGAAGAUGCCUAUCUAGGGCCGUUGGAAAUUCUCGAGAUGCCUCGUGUAGAGAUCGAAGUUUUUCCGCGUAUCGAUCGUCCGCUGGAUCCAGCUGUAAAACCCUACCUUAAAAUGAUUUUACCUUUUCGAGAGAUCACAGAAAAAUGGGCCCGAUUCGCUGUGUCUACUCUGAAAACACCGGAUCGCGAUGAAGCUGAAGGGUCAUUUUCGUUCUCGCUGCCGUAUAGUAACAAUCAGCGUCGUCUGCUUAUACGACGUCGCCUGCAGGAUCAAACGAGCAAACGUUCGCGACUGCUGUCAUCAGCCGGAAACCGCCAGAAGUUCGAAUCAGAAUUGGAACAACCGUUAACGUUCCGUAAGCAUUUGGAUGCCAGCGAUGACAACUCAAAGGAGGUGGACCCCGUAGAGAAGGAGUGUGCUGAUAUUUUGUCGGAGAUGACCAAUGCUGUUGCAAUUGGACUCGCCGAUGAAUUGUUUAUUGGUUGUGAUCCCGAUUGCGAUUACGGUAAGGAGGAUAAACCACUCAACAAAGCGACUAACGGAAACGUUUCUGCCGGUCUCGACGGUGGUAAAACCAGCGAAUGUGCAGCCAAAUCGAAGCGUAUGCUUCGUGAGAUGAAACGCCUUAACGCAACUAUUAUCGAAACUAUUCCGGAACAAAGUGGUGCUGCAGGUUCCGAUCCAAAGUCACGCUGCGAUUUAAAGUAUUGCUCAAAGGGCUGCAUAUGCGACGUGCUAACUGGCGGACGUCACAAAACGAUACUUGGAAGCAAUGCAAUUAGCGGGAACGUACAUUGCAACAAAAUUGAUUGUAUUUUUGAAUGCGAAUGUGGCUUUGAAACUAAAAAACGAAUAGCAGAGCCCGCUGGAAUGCAGGACAUGUCAGCUGAUCUUAGUUCGUUGUCGAACGAAGAUGUGAAGUAUUUGCGAGAUAGAGCGACGGCUCGACUAGCCAAAGAAGAACGAGAGUUCACACCGACUGUGAUAAUGACAACCAACAGUACCGUUCUAGUGCGGAAUGCGGAAAUGGAAGCGCGAAGGCAUAAAAAGAAGCCGAAGAAGUAUGACGAUUACUAUAAUGGAGAUAGUGUAAGAAGUAUCUUGAACGGUAUUAUUCCGUCAGAGUCGGAAGCUAAUCAACGUGACACUUCGGUAGAACGUUCUGGAAAAAGUGCUCCACCAGCCGUUGUUGAUCGCCCAUUGACUAUCCUAGACAAGAUUCGCCAUAGUCAUGUAGUGCUCAAUCGGUUGCAAGAUCUGAAUGAAAUUGAGCCGUGGUGCAUGAUCCACUGCCUUUACAGGUGCUACUGUAAUGGAAAUGCUACGUCAGGGAAACCAUUUAAAUUCAACGAAGAAAGCGCUAUCGUGCUGCCAGCUCCAGUAAAUAUUCCUCCGGAUCCGUUAUUACAGGUCUACGAACCACGUCGAAGACGACUGUAUUCAUUUGAAAAACCUGAAGAAGAAGUAGUUGUACACCAAUCACCACGCAAACGAGAUAGUUCAGAGGAAUCGUACAAACCUUGGAACGAAAGAAGAAAGAAGAAGCGGCGGACAGGAGAAUAUUCUCAACAAAGAACGUCUUCCGAAGGAGGAGAAUAUAGUGAAUCUGCCAACCUAUCGAGAAAAGCUUCACACGAAGAUAUUAAUUCCGAUGAAGGCUCAACUUGCAGACGGGUAGUUUCUGUCAACAGGAAUUAUUAUAAAACAAGAAAUUACUAUCGAAAGGAACGUUAUCAGCGCGAUAUAGAAGAGCUGAAGCGCAAAAAUCCCUCCGCUGAGAAGCGCUUGAAAUAUCUGUUGGAACGAUGUGAAAGAUCGUUCCUACUCGAGCGCCGAAAGGAGAUGGAUGCAUCACAGAAGGUAGCCACUAAGACAAGAAAACUAAGCGAAGGAGAUAAGACAGGACCAACGAUUGAGCCUAUCCAUAUAGACUUAGUCGGAGACGACGAUAAAUUCGCAAACCAUACCUUGUUCAGUCCACUAUUGGACACCAAUAAGCUUCUCAUUUCCUGUGGAAAAAAGAAGUAUUAUGUAGAAUGCGACGCGAUUCGAAAUGGUAAAAUCAACUUAAAUAGUAUUGCAAGGAAAUUCCGCACGACAGUUUAUGUAAUUAGAAAAGUUGCAAAAGCAUCACAAGCCAAAAGCAUCACGUUUACUUAUAAGAAUGAAACAAUCAUUUUGCAUGGCCGAGCCUACAGCCGCAAUCAACCGUACGAGCUACCAGCGAACGAGCAUGUGGAUUUAAACUCCGACAGUGAUGAGCUCUCCAGCAGUGCAUCUCUAGUGCAAGACACAUCUGGAGAAAACGAUGCUCAGAAGCUGAUGCUUGAUCAGGUUAAUUCUGAUAUUAUGCACACAAUGCAACAUAUUCGCGAUAUGCUGCGAAAAAAUACUGCUAAGCUGAAUCCACCUAAGAAAGGCAUAUUAUACCUAUUUCGAUGGGAGAAAUUCCUCCAGGCAUUCAACGAAGAAAUGGUAGAUGUUUGGGAUAUAACGUUCCAAAGUGGAUCCGAGCUAGUUGUUAUUACAUCUGACAGUGGCAAAAAGAACCCUCCUUCCUUCAAAAACUCGAAGUCCAUACGACAAGCCCGGCGCUGUAACUUCGAAACCAAAGGGGUUUCGCUGUUAACACAAAUGGUGCUCUAUCAGAUAGAUAAUCCUGAAACCAACAAACUAUCGUUAGUGCUUUUUGGAACAGAAAAUUACUGGCGAUUCUGCGGCUUUGUGAAAGCCGGCACUAACAGUUUAGAACAUGGCAUAGAAGUCCGGCCAACUCCAGUAAGUCAUCCAAAAUUGGCCCCAAAAAUUAAUCGGUAUUUCGAAGCAUAUGUUGCCAAUAAGAAAAAUCGCGCGGCGUCAUCUGCUGCUACUCCUGCUGUUCCUGUAGCAAUGCCUGCUCCGAAGACACAUACAGUUAAGGUUCCGGUUCCAAUCAAAACAGAGAAUGAUAAUCUUGCCCAAAAUAUCGAAAAACCAAUCCGAAAAUCGCUAUCCGGAGCAAUCGCACAGAAGCUGCCUAGCAUUAAGACGAAUGUCAAACUAAUGGAGACGAAAAUCAAAGACUUCAAAAACAUCGCCAUCCCAAACGUUGGAACUCGCCGCUGGUUUAUGCUGAACGUAAUCAAUGAUUUCAGCGAUAUCUACAUACCAAGCUGGAAGUCCUGUCUUACGUACGGUCGAAUCCAGCAAGCGAUCCACCUAGCCAACCGCUACGGUAAAACGGUUAAGCUAACGUCGAUUGUGAUGAAAAGCAACCAGGAAGAUGUGUUGCCUCAGAUCUAUGCCGCACCCGGGCAAGGAAACUGCAUCUUCCUUGGACCGUACAAGUACACACAAAACAUCGAUUUGAUGUUGUGCCAGAAUGUGGACGGUAAAAUGUUCACCAGGGAAGAAUACGAGAAAAACAAUCAUAUUGUGCGAACGGAGCAGACCACCGGCUCGUGGCUGUACAUGAAGCCGAAUGUGUCGCCUAAUUUACAAGCGACGAUUCCUCCGCCUACGAAAACAGAAACAGUACCAAGCGCUGACAGUGAUGAUUGUGUCGUAAUCGACGAUGAUGAGGAUGGAGUCGAAGAAAACAAGAUCGAAAAACCGAUGCAAACUGCAUCAAUUGCAUCUAACCAAUCAGUGAUGGAUAUUCCAGAUACAUGCAAAAAUAACAGCCAGCUAGAAUCAUUAAUCCAUCAGCUCUAUGACGACUCCGACUCAGAUGAUGGUGAGAAACCGGAAACUUCAAUAUCUCAACAACCGGUACCUGAAACAAUUACACCCGACGUUGAUGACCCUUCUAAAAAUCAGCUGUCGAAGAUUGUUGAAAAAACAAUCGCAGAAAGUAAGCAACUUCAGGCAAAAGCAAUAUCGGUUGAUAAAGCUUCAACGAAACGGUUGUCUGGGACUGGAUCCUCUGCCGAUUCAUCAGCACCAGCUGAUCACCAGAAGCAUGUAAUGACCCAAUCCGCACCUAAUAUCAAAGCACCUCCUCCACUAAAACGAAAAUCCACUAGUGAAAUUGAGCUUAAGGCUACAGCAGUUGAGAAAACGAAAAAAGCACGCACAUCGUUACCUGCUCCAUCUGCCUCGAAUGCCUUAGCUGAUGAUAUUGUAUGUCUUGAUGACGACGAAGAUAACAAUGAGGACGAACGGCGGAAAUUAUCAACAGCGCCCUCGCCUAGCAAAAAAAAUCCAUCCAGCACUACGAUUCUCAACAGUCAACAAGCCGCUUUGAUAGCAAGCAAAAUCAACCUGCUCAAUCCGAGCCAAAAGGGUGUCGUGUACAAUCCUUCAACAGGAGUUUUGCGGAUUAGGCGAUCCCUCAUGAACAGCAUAACCGAAGGUUCCACGCUGGAUAUGCCCACUGCAACAGCUGGUAGUUCAAAAGCGCAGACUCCGACAAAUCCAAACGUGAAAGAUAACGCCAGCUCCGGUAGUUUGGUGCCGAGUUCCAUUAUCACUCCACCGACUACACCUCAAGCACCGCAAACACAAGGAUUAGCAAUGCUUAAGAAAACUCGUAUUAUGGCACCAAUCACUCCAACGGAUGGAGUGUUGCGUAGCAACAUACCCGGUCUAGGCUUGGUACCGGUAACCUGGUGCUCCAAAGAUAUCGUAGUGAAAGUGCGUGAGCUAUCCGUUCGACACCAGUUUGUGCGGCUAUCUAAUUACGAAGCAGCUAUCUUGCUACUGAAUCGAUUUAUUCGGAAAAAUACAUACACAUUCAAACCUUUCUCACUUAACAUCGAUUGGAAGUUCGAAGCACGAUCGGAACCUUUACCACCGGAGGAGAAUCUUAUCAGUACCAUCAGUCUGAGAUGUAUUGUUUCAACAGAUGGCAUAAUAGAUCUGUACAAAGCGAAUGAAAUUCUGGCUUUCCAAAAUUCCAAACCAAACUUUUAUGAGGAACUUUUGCUACUACGACUAUCGAUACUUUGCUGUAAAAAAGAGCAAUACGAAAAGGAGAUGUGCCAUAAGUAUUUCGAAAACAUAUUCGUCAAGGCUACAAAUUCGAUCAAGGAGCUUAAAUCUGCAUCGGAGGCAUUAACGACGCAGAGUGACUUUCUGCGUGAGCAGCAGGGCAUGCGACGUUCAUACUUAAGAAAGCUGAAAGCCAACACGAAUGUUAGUACGCUACCAGUAAGCUCUAAACGAGUUUCUGUCCCGCAAGCUACACUAGAGCGUAUAUCGAAUGCGAUUCCAGUAGCACAGACCUCGGAAACUGACCAGGCCUGCGAGAAAUCAAAGCAAAAAGAAGCUGUGAUUGUAAUCGAUGAUGAUUAAGUUCCUUUUAUUUUCCAAACGGCAACCCUAGCGCUGCAUGAUUGGGUAAGUGUUACUUAUUUUAGACUACUUUUUUUCACGUUGAAAACGAUUCUGUUACAAUCUAAUUCCAACAAACAAAAUUCAUGCACUAGUCUGCUGGCUAAGUUUAUCUCAGUUCAGUCAAAUUGUCUUUUAUUCUGAUUUUUCAUUUUGGUUUUUAAGAAUAAAAGCUUAUUGGUUCAGCCUCAGACAAAACUUUUUAGCAGUUGUAAAUAGCAUGGGAAACGCAUAUCUAUUUAUCAAGAUUACGGAUUAGAUCUCGUUAAGCGCAAAAAAUUUGCUUGCUUAAUCGUAAGUAAAUAGUAAAACUCGAACGUUUUUGUUUCAGUUAUUAAAUAAGCUAAGUUAAACAGGUAUUAUAACCAUCACAAUAAACAUGUAGAA